Molecule: messenger RNA, 909 nt
Organism: Lentinula edodes (shiitake mushroom)
Lineage: Eukaryota; Fungi; Basidiomycota; Agaricomycetes; Agaricales; Omphalotaceae
Exons: 5
Coding region: 1-909 (302 amino acids)
Source: RefSeq, a predicted model, not a curated record
AUGCGCUCGAAAACUACUUCUGUCACAAAAAAAUCUCGCCCUCAAACGCCAGAACGAGCAUCCAAAUAUCAACUUAUCGGGUCAUCUACUCCCCGCCCUCGUAUUACCUAUGGUAAACAUUCUAGAAACCGAUCGUUACCCGACAGUCCUUCCCGUUACCACCAGAGUCUCGCAGUUGUAUCAACUUCGACCACCUCCAUGCAAUCAUUAGCAUCGGACUAUGAAGAACCAAUCGUGGUCCCAGAUUCUCCUCAACUUAUGAAUACACCGAGUCUUUCUGCUUCGAAGGAUACAUCGUUCGCUUCGGCGCCGGGUAUCGAAAAGAUAGGCUUAUCCACCAAUGUUCAGAUUGACCGACAAAAUGAAAUCGACGAAUCGAAAAUCUACCCGCAAUCUUCGUCUACUAGAUCCACCAGAGCAUCCACACGAGAAGCUAAGUUGAAAGAUGCGCUCGCUCGCACUGAAGAGAAUCUCAAGGUUGCCCUUCAAGAUGCUCAGGAUGCUAAGAAUGAGAUUGAAGCUCUUAAAAAGGCCGAGGAAGUCCGCAAUGAAUGUCCUUGUUGCGCGCAAGUGAUGUUCCAGCCUUUCAUCCUUUCUUGUGGUCAUACGUGCUGCAAAGAAUGCCUUGUCACAUUAGUGGGCCUUUAUAUCAAAUCUCACAUGAAUUUUGCCUGUCCCAGCUGUCGCGCGGUACAGGGGCGUUUUACACCAAUUCCUAACUACGCCUGCCAAUCUCAUGUCGACGAGAUGCUAAAAGGCAAGACACCUACCAAUCGUCAGCCGUUGCAGUGGCCGCGCCAGUUUCGAUCUGGGCCAGUUGUUCUCCCUUACCCUCCGAGCAAUGGAACUUUUCCUGUCUUACAUCCUCGGGCACCCGCUUCACCUGUAUUUCCCAUUGUAAUCGACUAA